Messenger RNA from Orbilia oligospora ATCC 24927, 1482 nucleotides. RefSeq lists its product as uncharacterized. NCBI's taxonomy places the organism in Eukaryota, Fungi, Ascomycota, Orbiliomycetes, Orbiliales, Orbiliaceae. The transcript has a single exon. The record is from RefSeq and is a predicted model, not a curated record. Bases 1 to 1482 code for a protein of 493 amino acids.
AUGUAUUCGCAAGCUAUUCUCAUUUCCCUGCUCACAGCAGUCGUCCAAGCCAGAUUUGGACAAGAGCAAGUCCCAAUCUCUGCCAUCUCCGCUGUUAACGGCGGUAACCCAGGUGAAGCACCUACAAUUGCAGGUGCCGCCAUUUCUGAUCUUCUCGGUGCUGCAAACCCAUGCAACAAGCUCAAGCGUGGUGACCAAAUCCUCGCACAGCUUGGUACUGGAGCCGAUGCCGUCGCCGCCGCAAAGGGGAUGGUUGCCGCAGAACAAAACGUCAACCCAUUUACUUUCAGCAAUGCUGCUCUUUGUACCGAUCCUUCCCUCCCAGCCAACCCAAUCCUCAGGGGUAUCAUUCCCAAAAUCGACCCCGCUUUCGCAAAUGCUGCUGCCAUCAAUGCAUUGUCGGCACAGACUCUUAACAACCCCCUGAAUGCUAACGGAAAGAGCAUUGCUGAUCUCUUCACGGAGAGCGGUUUUACUGACUUCAGGGGAGUUGCCAGCGAUGGCACCGGCCCAGUUGUUAACAACGGAGGAAACAACGGCGGUAACAAUGGCGGUAACAAUGGUGGCAACAAUGGUGGCAACAACGGCGGAAACAACGGCGGUAACAACGGUGGCAAUAAUGGUGGUAACAACGGUGGCAAUAAUGGUGGUAACAACGGUGGCAAUAAUGGUGGUAACAACGGUGGAAACAAUGGAGGAAAUGCCGGUGGAAACGGUGGUGCCGUUGACUUUGGACUUUGCGAUCCAUCCAUGGACUUCGUCGCUGGACGCCCAGGACGAAGGGCUGACGAAUCUACCUUCCUCCCAAUUGAUCCACUUACCAAGCAAGGCCAACAAGAGGCUCUUAACCCCAACAUCAUCACCAACCGAAUCUGCGAUCAGCUCACCAAUGUUUGCCAGUCCAACCAAGCCGCUAAGGAUCGUUGCAGGUCUUGCCAGGCUCAAAUCCAGGCUUUGGGAACACGUGAUCAAUCUACUGCUAACGCCUGGAACGCUUGUGUAAACAAUGGUGCCCAAGUUGGUGGUGCUAAUGGCGGUGCUAAUGGCGGUGCCAACGGCGGUGCCAAUGGUGGUGCUAACGGUGGUGCUAACGGUGGUGCUAACGGUGGUGCCAACGGUGGUGCCAACGGUGGUGCCAACGGUGGAGCAACCAAGACUCCAACCAAAAACGGAAACACCGGCUCCAACGUCCAGAGCUUCAACGGUUCCCUCGGUGCCCCACCAGUUGCCGUUGAAAACGUCGGUGGAAACCGCCCAUUCAUUGUCAACGGUGACUCCUUUGUCAACUUCGGCGCUGCUUGCUCACGAUCCUGUGACGUUCAGAAGAACCGAUGCGCCAAUGCUGCCAAUAGCACCGGUAACAGGAACAUCAAGGUCUCCGAUUGUGAAACUCAACAGCAAGCCUGUUCUCAGAACUGCAGAACCAAUGCUGUCGCACGAAAGAAUAAGAGAUUCGUCAAGGUUUACAAGAGCCGAGUAUAG